UUUCAGUCCUGUACUUUGAACAACAUUUCCUUGAAGUCACAGUGCGGACGGGGACUUGAACCAUUACCAGGCUAUUUCUACCACCGAAAGAGGAACAUGGCUGAUGGAGACCGGCGGAGUGGCGGGGACACUGUGGACGCACUGUCAUUUUUUGCAAAGAGGUCAAAUGCAGAGGAGAUGGACAGCAUCAGUAAGACAGCAGGCUCUGACCCGUACCUCUACAAGAUGGACUAUCCCUGCAUCGGGACCUGUCUGAUCAUCAACAAUAAGAACUUCCACAGUAGCACAACCAUGAGCGCUCGGAACGGGACGGAUGUGGAUGCCGCCGAUGCCAUGAAGACCUUCACCAAGCUGGGUUAUAACGUCACCGUGGCCAACGAUCGGACCGGGGAUCAGAUGAAACAACUGUUGUGCAGUGUAUCCAAGGAGGACCACAGUGACAGUGCGUCGUUUGUGUGUGUGCUGCUGAGUCACGGAAAAGAGGGUGUGAUAUAUGGCACCGACGGCUUUGAAAAGCUGGAGGACCUGACGAAGUGCUUCAAAGGAGAUCGCUGUAGGAGUCUGGUGGGGAAACCCAAGCUCUUCUUCAUCCAGGCGUGCCGUGGGUCAGACCUGGAUGACGGAUCCCUCAUUGAAACCGACAGUGUCGACGCGCAGACGUCGGAGAGGAUUCCCGUGGAGGCCGACUUCCUGUACGCCUAUUCCACUGCUCCAGGCUACUACUCGUGGAGGAACACCCAGAACGGCUCGUGGUUCAUGCAGUCGCUGUGUGAGAUGCUGCAGCGUUUCGCCGGAGAGCUGGAGCUGAUGCAGAUCAUGACACGAGUCAACCGCAAGGUGGCGCUACACUUUGAGUCCACCUCCAACCUGCCCGGAUACAGUGGCAAGAAGCAGAUCCCCUGUAUCGUCUCCAUGCUGACCAAAGACUUCUACUUUCCUCAACAUUAAGGUCUGACCUGUGGGGGACUGUACUGGUGUCGCUCAUUCAAUUUGUAUCUAUUUCCCCAUCACAGGUGUCUGAUUUCUACUUCCUUCGGCCAAAACCACUCGUACUGCAGUGCGUUGCAUAGUUCAUGUCAAACAGGACAGCAUUGGUUUUAUUGUGACUCCAAGGAGAACCCACAUGCAUUGUCAACAUUUGAUUUGUUAGUGUGUUGCAUGAUAGACAGUUGAAUACUUUUCACUCAGCCCGCUCCAGUGACCACACACAUAAACACAAGCAAAGCAUUUUUACUACGUAUACAUAAUACAGUCAAUAUGUAUAUUCACAGGUUUAACAAUGGGCUUACCGCGUGCAGUGCGUCUGCCUUUUCAACAGUUUCUGAAUGCAUUAAAUGCACAAAGUAUGAUCAAAUAUCAGGCCAUCGCAUGAAACUAUGUCACUGUCCCUUUAAAAAUGGAGCAUCGCUCGUGUAGCCGUGAUGAAACUGAGCCGAGCGACACCAACAAUCAUAAGGCUCAUAAUAAAUACUCUCAAUGUGAGUACUGGAGUAGAGUGCGCAUUUCCUUUUCAGGUGGUCACAAAUGGACUGUAGGUGUGGUAGUUUUUGAUUGGUGUACUACCUAAACAUAUACUAUAUACUGUGCUCAACCUCCGGGGAUGUUUGUGUACCUUUCACUGGGAAUGGCGAAGGUGAAUAUAAUUGCAGACAAAAGUUAUUGUCGAGAAUAAAAACAAUGAAGCAAAGAUUA
This is a messenger RNA of Cyclopterus lumpus (lumpfish), 1692 nucleotides long. Its product is annotated as caspase-3-like. Gene Ontology annotation, cellular component: cytoplasm. Bases 97 to 948 code for a protein of 283 amino acids. Lineage: Eukaryota; Metazoa; Chordata; Actinopteri; Perciformes; Cyclopteridae. Gene Ontology annotation, biological process: keratinocyte differentiation; positive regulation of apoptotic process; apoptotic process. The record is from RefSeq and is a predicted model, not a curated record. The transcript has 7 exons.